UAACAGCAAAAAUCAAAAAUAAAAGCAAAUCAACAAAUAUAUACAUAUUUAACUGUAGCAACAACAAUCAAAAGUUAAUGCGAAAGACCGGAGAAGUAAACAACAAGAGCGUAAAAAGCGUGCUUUUGCGUUCGUUGCCGCGUUAAUAAUAUAAAUCAAAAAACGAAAAAAAAGUGAAGGAAAUGUGUAUGAAAUUCCAAAAGUGCAAAUUUAUUUAAAUUACACCGCCGCAGUGCUUAGUGCUCAACGUUCAAAGUUAACAACAGACGGAGAAAAGUUGGCUAACGAACGGCAUUUGGCCCUAGACUUGGAACACAAUUCGCGCGUCUAAUUGAAUUUGGUGCGCGAAUCGCGAAAACAGGAAAAUAAAUAACGAUAAAAAAACCCCGACCCCGGUUUACACAUUGCAACAAACAACCAAACAACCAACCUGUGGCUCCUUUUCAAUUCCAAUUCCGAAUUUGUAUUUGGAUUUGGAUUGUGAUUGUGUGAUUUUUGUAUUUGGUUUGUGGAUUGAACUUUUGGACGCCGGGCGGUCAGUCAGCCAUCCGGAAGCCAAUCCAAAUGCAAUUGUUUUAAACAAAAGCUGGGCCGAGCUUUUCUACCUGUUAGACAACAAAUCAAGCGGCAACUGCAGCAACAGCAACAACAACAACAACAGCAUCAUGUGGUGCAUUGUUAACCUGCCCAACGGCACUCAACAGGCCGUCAAAUGGGAUCCCAAAGCCAAUGGUCAGGAGUGCCUGGAGAAGGUCUGUCUGGCCCUGAACAUCAUCUGUGAAAUGGAAUACUUUGGCCUGGAGCACUGGACACCCAACCAGAAGGAGUCACGCACUCGCCAAUGGAUCAACCUGCGCAACCGACUCUCCGGCGAUAGUGGCAGCAGUGGCAGUGGCAUCCAACUGAUGCUCGCUCUGCGCGUCAAGUUCUGGGUGCCGGUGCACUUCAUCCUCCAGGAGAGUGUGCGCAAUUUGUUCUACAUGCAGGCGAGACGUGAUCUCCUAGAGGGACGCCUCACAGCGCCCGACUGGAGUGGAGCGGCCAAGCUGGCGGCCCUGCUCUGCCAGGCCGAUGGUUUGCGCUUCAAUGAGGCAUCCCUCCGGGCAGAGUGUCCCAUGAGGAUGCGGCGGGAGUUGGCCCAGCAGCAGGCACAGCAGCAGCAGCAGGCCCAGCAGCAGAGGCUGGAGCAGCAGCGCAAGGAGAAGGAGCAUGUGCUCAGCUUCAAGAAGCGACGCCUGUCCAAGCAAAAGUCCAUGGAACACAUCGAGACCUGCACGACGCUGCCAGCGGCAAAUCCAGCCACAAGUUGCAGCCUCCAGCCAUCGCCAUCGGCAUCCGCUUCAGCCUCCGCCUCCGCCUCCGCCUCCACAUCCGCCUGCUCGCAAACGCACUCGAACAGCAGCUCCAGCAGUCCCAGCAACAGUAGCAGUCAGACGGGGUUGGAUGAGCGUCUGGCCAGCAAUCAGUUGCGCAUGUAUGAGGAGUACCUGAUCCAGCCCAGCAGUUCGGAGGGUGAGCCACCGGCGGACUUUCUGCGACAGAUUGCCAUCGAACACAGCAAGUUGGCCAAGCUACAAAUGAGCCUCAAGUCGGCCAAAUACUGGCUGCUGCAGUCCAUCCAAGAUCUCGAGGGAUAUGGCGAGGAGCUCUUCAGCGGUGUGACCACCAAUGAGAGUGCCACCCGUUGUGACAUUGCGGUGGGAGCCCACGGCAUCACCGUCUGCCGGGGGGGUGAGAAACAAAGCAUCCCCUUUGGUGCAAUUGCUGCGGCCAAAUCGCUGCGUCGCACCUUCAAACUGGAGUAUGUGGACGAUCACAAUGACCGCAAGGAGCUGGAGAUUAAGCUACCCAAGCAACCCAUUGCCGCAGGACUCUAUCGCUCCAUCACAGAGCGUCAUGCCUUCUAUGUGUGCGACAAGGUGCGAGGCGUGGUGACCAAUCAGUUCACGCGAGACCUCAAGGGCACCAUUGCCUCCAUGUUCUCGGAGAACACGGAACUGGGCAAGCGUUAUGUGUUCGACAUACAGCACACCUGCCGCGAGGUGCACGACCAGGCCAGGAGGACACUCCACGAACGGGGUGGUGAUCUGUUGACUGAGUUGGCAUCGGAUGGCGCUGAAGGCUGUUCCGCAGUUGCUGGUGGUGGUGGAGGAGGAGUAGGAGGAGUUGGAGGAGGUGUGGGCGGUGCCGUUGCCGGUGCGGAUGCCUUUGGGGCUUUAAUGAUGCCAUUGGCGGGUAGCAGCAGCUCCAUGGCCGGCAAGAUAGAUUUGGCCAUACGCGAGAAGGAGGCGCGUGAGGCGGCGAUUGAGCGCUGCGUGGACACGCGGAUCUCAGAGGCCAUGCAGUGCAAGAUCUGCAUGGACCGUGCCAUCAACACAGUGUUCAAUCCGUGCUGUCACGUCAUCGCCUGUGCCCAGUGUGCUGCAAGAUGCAGCAAUUGUCCCAACUGUCGGGUGAAGAUAACUAGCGUGGUCAAAAUCUAUCUGCCGCCGGAGCUGCGCACCAGUCAAUCCGGCAGCGGUGCCACCAACACCACAAAUACCACCAGUAGCAGCAGCAACUGUGCCGAUGGCCAAGCCACAGAGGUUGAGGAGCUGCAACUGGAGGAGCUCUCCUCGGACAUGGCGGCCACAUCGAGCGGCGUGUUGGGUGCAACGGGUGCUGGUGCCGAGGCAACAGGACAGCCUGGUGGACAGCCGAAGGUGACAACGGCCGCCUAGAAUUGGUUGUGCUCGCUGCUGUUCCGGCUGAUGGAAUGGGUGUGCGUGCCGAUUGUCUGAGAACCAACAUGAUCCACUAAUAUUCUAUGACCACAACCUAAAAGGGGAACAAAACCAACUAAAAAGGAAGCGAAAGAGAGCGAACUAGCAGCAUGCAACAUGCAACAUGCAACAUGCAACAUGCAGCAGGAUUUCCUUUGUGGUUGCAAGGGCUUAGGAGGAGUAGUCAGUCUUUCAACAAUCUUAGCUCUAUCUUUACUCAAGUAUUUUACGGAUAUAAGCAACUGAAAACUGUAACUGUAACUGUAACUGUAACAUUAACUAUAACUCUAACUGUAACUGUAACUUUAACUGUAACUGUAACUCUAAACUAGAUGCUAGAGAUAUACACACAAUAUAUAUUAUAUUUACUAUAUUUAUAGAUGUACGGACUUCGAGAAAGUGCUAUUCAAACUCGUCUAAGACUUCACUGCAUAGCCUAUGCCUAGAAUCUAUAACUGCAGAUUGUUUCAUAUUCAUAUACAAAAACACUGUAUACACAUUGAUAUAUUUACGAUCGUUAUAGAUCAGCGAUACCUUAUACGAUAUAUGUAGCCUAGCCCUUGAAUGUACAACAUAGUUACUUACUAAAUGUUAGCAAUUUUACCAACUAAACUCGAGAUGUAUUUAUUAACACCUAAAACUAUUAAGUAUUCUUUCUGACCCCCCUUACCCGAUAACCCCUACCCCCCAAUUCUCAUCAGAUAUAUAAAAUAUAUAUAUAUACUUUAUGAAUAUAUAGGACAAGCGUACAAUAAUCGCAAACCCAAGGAGCAAAGUAGUACUAAGUACCUGCAAAAAACAAACAAACAAAACAAAAACAGAAGAAAACUAAAAACCGAAACGGAAACAGAACACGAAACACGAAAAGUAUCUCUGCAGCAGAUAUUACAUAGUCAAUAAUGAAUGUUAACAAUGUUAUACUACAUAUAUACCUAUAUAUAUAUACAUAUAUAAAA
Molecule: messenger RNA, 3718 nt
Organism: Drosophila serrata
Lineage: Eukaryota; Metazoa; Arthropoda; Insecta; Diptera; Drosophilidae
Gene: dnr1
Product: E3 ubiquitin-protein ligase defense repressor 1
Biological process (GO): ubiquitin-dependent protein catabolic process
Cellular component (GO): cytoskeleton
Molecular function (GO): ubiquitin-protein transferase activity
Source: RefSeq, a predicted model, not a curated record